GCUCACUGCCUCUGCAUCUCAGUAUUGCUACAUACCCUCGUCUCGCCGCCCCUCCGCGGUUCAGCUCGCGGGCCACAGAGACGGACCUGGACACCAACACACCAACACCGAGUGAGCUGUGAGCCUCAAAGCCCCUCGAGCCCUCGAGAGUGUGAGGCACGACUAGCAUAGCAGCACUCUAGCAGACGCAUCGGUCGAUCCAAGAAAGCUUAGCAUCGAGCAGCGGCAGCCAUGACGCUGGACACCCCGGCCGCCGUGGUGCUGGAGCUGAUGACCAUGGGGCAGCAGUCCGCGGCGCACCUCAGGGACCUGCUCCGGGCCUCGUCCCCCGCGGCGUCGUCGCCGCACCAGGAGCUCGCCGCCGAGAUCCUCCGCUGCUGCGGCCGCGUCAUCGACGCGCUCAGGGCCACCACCAACGGGCGCAAGAGGAAGGCGGCGGCGGCCGAGUACCACCAGGACGCAGCAGCAACGGGAGGCGCCACCUGGUCUCCUCCUCCUCCUCCUCCGGGUCCGCCACUCAAGAGAAGGGCGCGCGGCGCGGAGGCGACCAGGGAGGUGACCAGCGGCACGACGGUGGACGGCUUCAUCUGGAGGAAGUACGGGCAGAAGGACAUCAACGGACACAAGCACCCGAGGCAAGUAGUUUCACAAGGCUCAGGCGCUCAUCACCAGCUCAACUCCGUUCCGUUCCCUGGUGGCGAUCGACUGACCGACCGACGCGUGCUGAUCUUAUUCCCCGUGGGCCUUCUGCAGGCUCUACUACCGCUGCGCGCACAAGGACCAGGGAUGCAACGCGACCCGGCGGGUGCAGCAGACGCAGGACCAGCCGGCGGCGUACGAGAUCGCCUACUACGGGGACCACACGUGCAAGGGCGCGGCCACCGCGUGGCAGCAGCUGGGAGCGGCGCCCGCCGUCGUCGACUUCGGCUCCAACUCCUGGGGGUCCGCGGAUGCCAACAACAACGGAGGCUCGCCGGCGGCCUCCAUGUCGCAGGGAGGGUGGUCGCCGUCGGCGUCGUCCGAGGUCGGGUUCGACUUCGAGGCGCUGCACGAGUGGCACGACACGGCUGCUCCUGAUCCGGUGAUGGAGUUCCUGGACGGCUGCUUCGGAUGGGAAUCCGUCCUCCAAGACAGCUCCGACUUCGGCGGGCUCCUCCUCCAUGACAUCGCUACGUUUCAGUAGUAGAUUAUUUUUAGAAUAGCAGCAGCAGACCAGCGGUAGAUCUGGACUGGACAUGUGUUGUCGCCGUCGCUGUAGUACGUGUACUCCGUACGUGAGAACAGUCAGUCCGACCGAGCAGUAAUGAGUGACAACCUACGAGGGUCACAGGCUCGCUCAUCAGAUGGUUGCCGUAGAGCACACUAGUAACAGUAUCUUGUUUCAGGCAGAGGGUUCAGAUUUUUUUAAAAAAAAAAGAUAUUACGUUCUCAAAAAGAGAAAUGAUAUUGUUCGCCCGUUCAACGCUA
This is a messenger RNA of Sorghum bicolor (sorghum), 1467 nucleotides long. RefSeq names its product WRKY transcription factor WRKY24. Gene Ontology annotation, biological process: regulation of DNA-templated transcription. Bases 232 to 1077 code for a protein of 281 amino acids. The transcript has 2 exons. Lineage: Eukaryota; Viridiplantae; Streptophyta; Magnoliopsida; Poales; Poaceae. Gene Ontology annotation, molecular function: sequence-specific DNA binding; DNA-binding transcription factor activity. The record is from RefSeq and is a predicted model, not a curated record.